AUGGUAGCUGUUCCUCAUAAUAGUGAGCUAGAUUACCCAGAGAAUCAUCAAGUUCAAGUGGGUUUUAUUCAUCAAUAUCAAUAUGGUUCAGGCAUUGCUGAUUUAGUCCCAAAAGUUGGGUCUUUUGAAAAUGGCAGUUUCUCAGAAAUGGUGAAUCCCUUUGGUAACCUUAAUCUUGAAUGUGGGGUUCUUCAUCACCUAUUAGUAGAGACAAAAGAAAAUGCCCUCAUCCUCAAUUCAACCCCAUUACUAAUGGUAAAAGAAAAGAAAGAAAUGAUGAAAAAAAACAGAGAAUUGAUGCCAAUUGGAGGGGGGAAGCAAAUGGAAAAACAAGCAAAAGAGAAUUCUAUUGAUAGUGGAGGAGGAGGUCCUACUAAAGACAACAACUACAUUCAUGUGAGAGCCAAAAGAGGUCAGACUACAAACAGUGAUAGCCUCGCAGAAAGGACAGAAAGGAUCAACAAGAGAAUGAAAUUGCUUCAAGAACUUGUUCCUAGCUGCAACAAGGUACUGGACAUGGAGGGUCAAGUUCUGGACAUAUUGAGCUUUCAUCUUUCUGUUCCAACUGUAAUGUGA
Cynara cardunculus var. scolymus (artichoke) is the source of this 576-nucleotide messenger RNA. RefSeq names its product transcription factor BEE 2-like. Gene Ontology annotation, biological process: regulation of DNA-templated transcription. Lineage: Eukaryota; Viridiplantae; Streptophyta; Magnoliopsida; Asterales; Asteraceae. Gene Ontology annotation, molecular function: DNA-binding transcription factor activity. The record is from RefSeq and is a predicted model, not a curated record. The transcript has 4 exons. Gene Ontology annotation, cellular component: nucleus. The coding region runs from base 1 to 576 and encodes 191 amino acids.